Messenger RNA from Oncorhynchus kisutch (coho salmon), 1923 nucleotides. RefSeq names its product transmembrane emp24 domain-containing protein 3. The coding region runs from base 193 to 816 and encodes 207 amino acids. The transcript has 4 exons. NCBI's taxonomy places the organism in Eukaryota, Metazoa, Chordata, Actinopteri, Salmoniformes, Salmonidae. The record is from RefSeq and is a predicted model, not a curated record.
CUGAAACGCCAUAUAGGACCAAUAUAGGGAUGCGUUCUCUAUCAUUCUCUAUGGCUGGGAGAUUUCCAAACUUUUUUUGUAUCACCCUGUCAUCACAGAAACAUUGAUGAAGAAGUGACUGGCUGCGACUUCAACUGUUUGUUGUUGUAGCUUUCAUUUAUAACCACAUGUUCACAGCAUUUAUCCUACAGAAUGCGUUCCCUUGGACUGUGUAGUUUGAUGUUUCUUGUGAUCGUUGUUUGUUCCACGGAGUUGACGUUUGAGUUACCUGAUAACGACAAGCAAUGUUUCUAUGAAGAGCUCCAGAAUGGAGUGAAGUUUGACCUAGACUUUCAAGUGAUUGCAGGAGGGAACUACGAUGUGGACUGCUUUGUAACAGAUCCAGUGAACAAUGUCCUGUAUCAGGAGAGGAAGAAGCAGUAUGAUAGCUUCUCUCACACCACCACUAUGAAAGGAACCUACAAGGUCUGCUUCAGCAACGAGUUCUCUACCUUCUCCCACAAGACCGUCUACCUGGACUUCAGGUCCGGAGAGGAGAGACCCCUACUGCCUGACAUGAACAGAGACACAGCCUUAACACAGAUGGAGUCGGCCUGUCUGUCCAUCCAUGAGAUCCUGAAGGUAGUGUCUGACUCUCAGACCUGGUAUCGGUUACGGGAGGCUCAUGACCGCAUCCGAGCAGAGGACCUCCAUGAGCGUGUGUCCUAUUGGUCGAUAGGAGAAACUAUAAUCCUUUUCACUGUCAGCAUUGGACAGGUUCUCAUUCUCAGGAGCUUCUUCAGUGACAAGAAGGGCAGUGUUUCAGCCAACACAUAGAUCCCACCAUUAUUAUAUAUAUGAUACAUUCUAUAAUACUGGGUUAGUGUUGCAGCCAACCCAUAGAUCCCACCAUUAUUAUAUAUAUGAUACAUUCUAUAAUACUGGGUUAGUGUUGCAGCCAACCCAUAGAUCCCACCAUUAUUAUAUAUAUAUGAUACAUUCUAUAAUACUGGGUUAGUGUUGCAGCCAACCCAUAGAUCCCACCAUUAUUAUAUAUAUAUAUGAUACAUUCUAUAAUACUGGGUUAGUGUUUCAGCCAACACAUAGAUCCCACCAUUAUUAUAUAUAUAUAUGAUACAUUCUAUAAUACUGGGUUAGUGUUGCAGCCAACCCAUAGAUCCCACCAUUAUUAUAUAUAUAUAUGAUACAUUCUAUAAUACUGGGUUAGUGUUGCAGCCAACCCAUAGAUCCCACCAUUAUUAUAUAUAUGAUACAUUCUAUAAUACUGGGUUAGUGUUGCAGCCAACCCAUAGAUCCCACCAUUAUUAUAUAUAUGAUACAUUCUAUAAUACUGGGUUAGUGUUUCAUUCAACACAAGAUAUUGUAUUAUAGGUCAUCUGCAACUAGACUGUAACCUACCUUCAUACCCCACAACAAACUGUAGUCCUAUACAGUUAUAUUAAAGGACUUCAGGAACUAUUAAAUCUGUCUGGUAUUAAGACACUAGCUUGUGGACUCUAGCCUCUGAAAAUGAAAUACUGUGGUUGCAACAGCUGUUUAGUGAUUUCAAUCAAAAUAGGUGCAACCUAACACACCUGUGGUACACCAAGCCUUUAUUUGUUUUUGUCUCAGUGUACAUCAUUAAUUUGUGCUAUGACAUUAAUUUAUUGUGUGUGUAAAACGUUUUGUUGGUCUGUCUCGCCCUCUCUCUUGUACACAGUCACACACACCAUAACCCCACAAUUUGAUUUCCAUUUCAAAUCCUAUUUUCCCUUUCCUUAACCCCAACCCCUAAGCCUUUGUCCUUGUGGGGAUGUGGUAAAUGUUCCCACGAGGGAGGAUUUUCCUUGUUUUACUAUCCUUGUGAGGACUUUUGGCAAUUCCUGGCCCACUUGAAGAUAGGGGCGUGUCUUGACUAUCAUUAAAGUCAAUAAUGUUACAUUA